GUUUGCCUCCAAAAAUAGUUUAGUCCUUAGGAGAAUUUUAUCUUGAGUGAGGUUUCCCGUCUUUUCUUAGCUGGGCCACCUUUGUGACGGACCAACGGAGCUAACAAGAGAUAAACAGCCUUCAAAACCCGCCCGUAGCUCGGGUAAAUAGGUUUGUCUCAAUGGAGAAGGACACAAGCGAUUCCGUGAUAUUCGCCUGCAGUACGCAUAUGGUAAAGACUUUCAUGCGUUUUGAAGACUUUAGAAAAAAUUCACAGCUUUGCGACAUCAAGAUAGUCAUCGGAGACAAAAGGAUAAGAGCACACAAACUCGUCCUGGCUUCGUUUAGUGACUAUUUUAGUGCGAUGUUUACAGGCGACAUGGCCGAAACAUCCCAAAACACAGUACAUCUGACCGAUAUGGACCCGGCCGCCGUACAGGCUUUAAUAUCCUACGCUUACACUUCAGAAAUUGAGAUUCGAGUAGAUAACGUAGAAAAUUUACUAUCUGUUGCGUGCAUCCUGCAAAUAGACGAGGUGAAAAACGCCUGUUCAGAAUUUAUGCGUCACCAACUCCAUCCUUCGAACUGUUUGGGAAUUCGUUCGUUCGCCGACGGACACGGCUGUGCGCAUCUUCUAAAAGCCGCAGAUGCAUUUACAAAAGAACAUUUUGUUGAAGUCGUUAAGAAUCAAGAAUUUCUACUUUUAAGCGCCGAGAGCGUAGGGGAACUCUUGUCCAGUGAUGAUCUAAACGUUUCGUCAGAAGCUGAUGUGUUUUGCGCACUUAAUAUUUGGUUACGCGAAGACAUUAAUUCCAGAAAAAUGCACAUUUAUCCUCUUUUAUCUCUCGUGCGGCUGCCUCUUUUGUCCCCGAAGUUUUUGGUUGAUCACGUUGAGUCGUCUCCGUUGUUUCGCGAAAGCGUCCCGUGCAAGGAACUCAUAAUCGAGGCAAUGAAAUAUCACUUGUUACCCACUAGGAGGUUUGAACUUCAGAAUGCAAGGACAAAACAUCGCAAAUCGACUGUUGGAAAACUUUAUGUUGUGGGAGGUUCUUUAUCUUCAUGUAUAGGUAUGGACACAUCAAAAGGUGCAAUAAACAUUGAACAAUACAGUCUGUUGACAAAUGAGUGGACUUGUGUCGGCCCCAUGGCAUCCCGGAGGCUACAGUUUGGUGCAGCCGUGCUCGGCAACAAUCUGUACAUUGUUGGGGGACGUGAUGGUCUUAAAACUCUCAGCACGGUAGAGUGUUAUGAUCCAAAGACCAUGCAGUGUAUGUCUGUCACAUCAAUGAACACUCAUCGGCAUGGAUUAGGUGUGGCUGCUCUUAAUGGACCUUUGUAUGCUAUAGGGGGUCACGAUGGGUGGUCCUAUCUUAGCACAGUGGAAAGGUAUGACCCUGAUACAAAACAAUGGAGUUUUGUGGCAGCAAUGAGCACUCCUCGCAGUACAGUGGGAGUGGCUGUAAUGGAUGGCAAGCUGUAUGCAGUGGGAGGCAGAGAUGGGUCGUCCUGUCUAAACUCAGUGGAGUGCUAUGACCCACACACCAAUAAGUGGAAGAUGGUUUCCCCCAUGCUCAAGCGAAGAGGAGGUGUUGGGGUUACUGUUCUUGGAAGCUUUCUGUAUGCUAUGGGUGGUCAUGACGUUCCAGCAAGUCAAGAAUGUUCUCGCCAGUUUGAAUCUGUGGAACGCUACGACCCCAAUACGGACCAAUGGACUAUGGUCCAACCAAUGAUAAACUGCAGGGACGCUGUUGGUGUGGCAUGUUUGGGUGAUAGGCUGUACGCAGUUGGGGGAUACAAUGGUUCAAAGUACCUCAGUGCUGUUGAGUCAUAUGACCCAAUCAAUAACGAAUGGAAAGAGGUUGCUUCUUUGAACGCAGGUCGUGCCGGUGCAUGUGUAGUCACUGUCAUAGAUAAUUGAUACCUGGUUUUAUUUUAUUACAUUCAAUUUACCAUCUUGCACAUUUGUGGUUUUCAAAACAUUGUUUAGUUAAAGUCAUGCGAUUAAAGAACAACCAGUAAAACCGUGAACACUGGAGAUAGGUAUGUAAUAUUUGUCAUGACCAAUCACUUGCGAGUUAUUCAAACAGUCAACUAGAAACAUGUCUCAACAAGUUUCAGUAUCUAAUUCUCGCGUCUGAUUUGUGAGGAGACAAUAAACAUGCCAAACAUAUUUUAGGUGUUCAUGGUGUUACUGGUUGGGAUGUAAAUGAGUAUUGUGAAAGUAAGAAUUAGCAAUUGGAGGAUCACAAGAAACUCAGGGGCGGGUCUAGUUUUUCGCUAAAGGGGAGUUUGGCUCAGUGCCAAAGGGGGAGGGGGUAAUUUGUUUUUGUUACAUAUUCCUUUCUGGCAGCCCAAAGGGAUAGGGGUUAACUCCCCCCCCCCCCCCCCCCCCCUAGAUCAGCUACUGAAACUAAUGAAAUUCAAAACCCAUUGUCUCAAAAUAAGUGCCUCUUAUUAUUUCCAUGUCUGAGAAGAUGAUAGGUACCAGAUGAAGACUUUUUAUACAGUAACAAACCAGUGAUGAUGUGCUAUCCUAUUUUGACAUCACAGUGAAGUGAUGAUAGCUGCAACUGAUUUAGAAGCCAGGCUUAAAUAGAAAACAAGUGAAUUAAAUAUGUCAGACUUUUCUACAACAAAAUUGUAUUGAAGUCAGACAAUUAAUUCUUGGAAAUCUUUAUUUUUUUAUAAUAAAGUUGUUGUCAGAAGA
Messenger RNA from Nematostella vectensis (starlet sea anemone), 2687 nucleotides. RefSeq names its product kelch-like protein 5. NCBI's taxonomy places the organism in Eukaryota, Metazoa, Cnidaria, Anthozoa, Actiniaria, Edwardsiidae. The transcript has 4 exons. The coding region runs from base 162 to 1898 and encodes 578 amino acids. Gene Ontology annotation, molecular function: protein binding. The record is from RefSeq and is a predicted model, not a curated record.